GAGUACACCUUGUCCUUUUUUUACGUCCAUGCUUGGCUGAGCGACAAAAAAUUCUACCGCUAAGACAAUGAGCAAACUCAACAGUUUUAUAUUUUUUAAAACAUCUUCGUGAUUAGGAGAAGUGUACAAAAAUAUAAAAAUGUUUAUUUUGAUCAUUAUUUUGUCGGUAGAUUUUUUUUUCGCUAAGCCAAUAGUGGACGUAAAUCAAGGUUUAGGUGUACAAAUUUUACAAACAACCUUCAAAGUGACGACUGGCUCUCUCAGUCGUGUGAGAGCGAAGUGGAGAAUACUCUGAGUCAGCUUGGCCUUACCGAAGACCAGCUACUCAGUAGUUCGCAGGAGAAGAUGGAAAUAUCCUGCCCCUCAACGCCUACCUCCCGGAGCAGCACAUGUUUCGACAAAGCUGAUCCAGAUCUACAACACCCCUCAUCGACCGACUCCAACCUGCUGGACAUGGAAGAUAACGAAGAUGAUGGUAUACGGAUCGUCAUCAACCCCCAAGAAUCUUCAGCAAGUAGCAAAGGAUCCGAAGAUAACAAGGGUUCUACGGAAGCCAAGGGGGCUCCGAGUAAGAAAUUCCCCACACUCACACGUUCGCAGAGGAAGCAGCUUAGAACUCUCCGGGAGAAGGGAAAAGACCGGAAUGAGGCCUUGUCCAUAAUCCUGAAUAAGGAGAGCGAGCCCACUUCCUCAAAACGCUCGAGAAACGACCUAGACAAAUCCGCCACAGAGGACCCCAAACAAAAAAAGGGUGAAGCACCAUCUGGAUCCGAGAGAGCGCGCCCAACAGUCCACAAACAGCGCGCCUCAGAAAAACGUGUCUGGACAACAAAACCCACCCAUGAGGAAAACAGCUGGUAUCAGCUACAGUGAUAUGGCCAAAAGCGUGAAGGUCGGGAUAAUACCCAAAGACUUUCCCACCGUCCAACUCACUACAGCCCAGCUAGAUCUUCUACAAGAAGCACUCCUGCUCAGAGUAGUUCAACAACGAAACGAGCCAAUAAAACCCAAAUUCAACAACCUCAUCUACAAGUCCGGUUACAUGGUUCUAAUCUGUAAGGAUCAAGAGACUGCUGAGUGGUUAAAGAGAAUAUCCCCAUCCAUGAAACCCUGGGAAGGUGCAGAGCUGAUGGCAAUGGACGAAGUGGCGAUUCCACGUCCAGAGAUGAUCCGAGUAUUCUUCCCACAAAGCUCUAGCUAUGACGACGACCGAAUAAAGGCUCUCAUAGAAAGCCAAAAUGACAUCACAACAACUAAUUGGCGUAUUGUGAAACGAUCCAUUCUGAAAGACAUUCAUGUCGAAUGGAUCUUCACAGUAGAGGGUGCGUCGAUGGAAAAGUUGAAGAAGUCCAAAUACACCCUCAACUACCGAUUUGGUGAAAUCCAACUAAGGAAGAUUACAGAUCAACCGACUGCCGAUACCGCCAAUCCGACUGGAAGGCCGACCCAAGAGCAAUCUGAGGAGGCCUCCUGUUCGGGCAAGGUUAGUAAAUCUCACCCCAAAAGCACCAUAAAGGCUAGUCAGUCCGCCUCUAAAGGAAAAGCUCGAAGCUUACAUGCGACUCCCUGCUCUAGUGGUACCAAACCAAAGGUAUCUAAACAGGGCAAAGGGAGUGCAAAAAGCGACAGUUUGACCACAGAGGCGAAACUGGCGGGCCAGGUCGCUACAGGGAAGAGAAACAACUCAAACUGUAACACCAACCCGAGCAGAAGGGCAUACCUUACAAAUACCAUGCGAAGAGCAACAUGUGCUCUAAUACCUAAAAUUGUUAUUGCUGCGGUAUUCUACGAAAUGUUAAGAGAACAUCACAAUAACAGCUGGAGUUAUUUGAGCAGAGUUUGGUAUUGAUGUAGUAUUUGUUGGUUUAGCAGUGAAAAUGACCGAAGAACAAGAUUGGUUAUUACAUCAUGAAGUCAUCGAACAAAUGAAACAUUUAAUAACAAGAAAUGUUAUUAGUUUGUAAUUCAAUAACUUUGAGAUAACAAAUACAGCACUUGAAAUUUAAGGUAUGCAUUCAUUAUUGAAAUAACAAUACUUGUUAUUUCCUAGGUGUUAUUUAUACAAAAUUUUGGUAUUCGUUUUUGUUAUUUUGCCUCUUAUUACCACCUAAUAAAGGGCAUAUCAAGGUAUGGUAGUAUUUAAGAUAAAUACCUUGGUAUGUUAUUCACUUGUUAUUUUCUUCUGCUCGGGAAACGACACCCUGAUGAUCCGCAACAUCCAAAGCCGGAUAGUCGUCGUCCGGAAAAAAGCGGUAACCCCGGAAAUGGCGACUAAAGUUCUGCAAGUGAACCUCCACCAUGCUGAGAGCGCCACGGGUGUGCUCUGUCGGAGGUUCACCAAAGAGAAUCUAACCGUGGCCCUCAUUCAAGAGUCAUGGGUCAAUAAAUCCAGAAUACAAGGUAUUCCACAACACUCAUGUAAGUUGGUAUAUGAUGACCAGGGAUGCCAUAUGUACAGAUUUAUCUGUAUUAUACAGAUUUUUGAACAUCUAUACAGAUGGCGUUUAUAUGAAAUACAGAUUUUACAUUUGUAUAGGAUACAGAUUUUCCACCCAAAUUUUGUAUGGGAUACAGAUUUUUGAGCGAGUGAUACAGAAAAUCAUCUGGCAUCGCUGAUGAUGACAGCCAGCUUUCUCUUAGAGCGGCUAUUUUAUUACAUAACAACUGUAAAUACUUUCCAAUUUCAGAAUUCAUAAAAAGGGACAUCGUAGCUGUCAGGAUGGAGGUACCUUCCGCUAGAGGGAGUAGAGAGAUCUUGAUGGUCUCGGCAUAGUUCCCAGGUGACGUGGACGAAAUCCCUCCUCCAGAAAUAGCUGCGCUCGUAGCCUACAGCCACCGACACAACAUCCCCUUCGUCAUAGGGUGUGACGCAAAUGCACAUCACACCGUAUGGGGAAGUACAAAUAUAAACACCAGAGGUGAGUACCUGUUACAGUUUCUCUCUUCCAAGAACAUUGACAUUUGUAAUGUUGGUGACAAGCCCACGUUUGAAAACCUCAUUCGUCAGGAAGUUUUGGACUUGACUCUAUGUAGUCGGUCUAUCUCUGAUAAAAUAAAAAACUGGCAUGUUUCUGAAGAAAUAUCAAUGUCAGACCACAAACACAUCAUCUUCGAAUGGGAAGGGGGUCUAACGAUAGAAAAAACGUUUAAAGAUCCUAAGAAAACUGAUUGGGAAUCCUACUCAGCUAUCCUACAAUCUGAAGAGUACAUCAUAGAAAGUCACAUCAAGUCCAUUACACAAUUGGAAGAUGCGUCCAAAUCCAUUAAAAACAAAAUCCUUAAUGCCUACCAAGAGAGCUGUCCAACUAAAUAAAUUAGUUCGAGCAGAGACGUUCCAUGGUGGAAUAAAACUCUUGAGAAGCUUAGGAAAACUGCGCGUAGGGAAUUCAAUCGUGCCAAGCGAACCGGCGAUUGGAGCCUAUACAGAAAGGCCCUGACGAACUACAACAAAGAAAUAAGGUCAGCCAAACGGAAAUCGUGGAUUCUAAUGUGUGAAAGCAUAGAGAAUACACCCGUAGUGGCCAGACUACAAAAAAACUCUUUCAAAAGACCACUCCAAUGGUGUGGGUAGCCUCCGAAAGACGGAUGGGUUGAGAGGGCUGUGAGAUCUUUCGAGCCAUUUAAGUCUCCUGGCAUGGAUGGAAUAUUCCCAGCGUUGAUCCAAAAAGAGGAGAAAACACUGGUUCCACCCUUGGUUGAGAUUUUUAGGGCGAGUCUGAUUUUGGGGCAUAUACCCAACGAUUGGCGUCAAAUCCGGGCUGUCUUCAUUCCGAAGGCAGGAAAGAGGGAUAAAACCAACCCCAAAGCAUUCAGGCCGAUAAGUUUAUCCUCUGUAAUGCUCAAAAUUAUGGAAAAGGUAUCAGGUAUCAGAAGGCCGGCUCCAGAGGCACGUUAUCCUCCAUUUGGGACAUUUGUGCCAUCGCCAAAAUAACAGCCUAUUUCAUCAUCUACCUGAGGGAAAAGGAAGGAAAAAGGAUUUGGAUGGGGAUAGGGACAGGUAGGGAAAUAGGAAAAAUACCCUGGAAGAGGGUACUAACGCACAAGCGUACCACAAUGGGUUCAAACAGCGCCCUGAAAAGGGCACUGUAAUAACGCAUAAAGCGAAAGAGAGCCUAUAGCUCUUUACCACAGCGGGUUAAGAACAACAGAAUAUCCUGAAGAUUCAGGUUUCUGAAGUCAGUUUCACUUAAUAAGUGUUUACCGAAUACUCGGAAACGCAGUUGCGCGAAAACUGGACAGUUACAUAUCAAAUGAUACGAAGUUCCAUAAUCGGAUUCACAGCUAUCACAGGCAAAUGAAUCAGCUUGCUGAAAAUUCGCCAUGUGAUAGCUGAAUCGGCAGUGGCCAGUCAAUGCUUUGACCAGCAUGCUGCAAUUCUGCUUAGACAGAUUAGUUAGAUACUUCGCCACCCGUAGAGAUGGCUCAGCACUAUACAAUUUGGUUUGACGACAUGACUCCAAACUAUUCCAAUAUUGUCUGUGUUGAGUGACAGCCCAGGUGUGAAUCUGAAGCUUAAUCCAACACUUCGAUAUCGGAAUAGCUGGCUCAGGGCCAAUGAAGUCAUGUGAUGCUCCAGAGCGAGCUAACUCAUCAGCCAAUUCAUUUCCAGCGAUGGAAGAAUGACCAGGUACCCAUAGAAGGUAAACAGCGUUUGCUGAAUUCAGCUCCUCGAUUUGAGUUCGACAAGCGAUAACUAUCUUCGACCUGGAGUUGGCCGAAGCAAGUGCUUUAAUAGCAGCCUGGCUAUCUGAACAGAAGUAUAUUACUUUGCCCAUUACGUGCUGCUGAAGUGCUGAUUGCACUCCGCACAUAAGAGCAAAGAUUUCGGCCUGAAAAACGGUACAGUGUCUACCAAGUGAAUAAGACUGAUACAGCCUUAGCUCACGAGAAUAAACACCAGCACCUGCUCGACCUUCGAGAAGGGAGCCAUCAGUGUAACAUACGAUGCCGUCUGAAAUACUUCUUUCCAGAUAACCAGAUGUCCACUCUUCCCGGGAAGGGAAUUUCGUGGAAAAUGUCCUAUAUGGAAAAUUACAAGCAAUUAUAAGAUCACUUGGAGCAAGGACAAUUUUGUCCCAAUUCACCAAAAGUGGAAACAACGAGGUGUGUGUUGAACUGCGGUUCACAGGAGUUUCCUCUAGUAGACCGAGUACCCGUAACCGGUAAGUGCAAGAAAGAGCUUCUUGUUUGAGAUGAAUGUGUAGUGGGGCAACGUCAAAGAGAACUUCUAGCGCUGCCGUAGGAGUUGAAGAGAACGCUCCAGACAUCGCCAUUAAGCACAUCCUUUGGAGAUGGCCUAAUUUUGAUUGGACCGUUCUCACUUCACCCUUUUGCCACCACACAAGACAUCCAUAAGCCAAUAUUGGCCGAACCACAGUUGUGUAAAUCCAUUUGAUAUACUUGGGUUUUAGACCCCAAGUUGUUCCAAAAGUACGCCGACAUUGCCCGAAGGCCAUACAAGCUUUCUUGAUUCUGAACUCAAUGUGAGGUGUCCAGGAAAGCUUGGAAUCAAGAAUGACUCCAACGUACUUCACCUGUUCAGUCACAUCGAUUUCAGAAUCAAAAAGACGCAAAGGUCGAACGCCAUUACGGUUUCGCCUUUCCGUGAAAAGAACAAUAGAUGUUUUACUCGGAUUAACCGAAAGGCCAUAUUGGCGACACCAACCCUCAACUACCUGAAGGGCGUUUUGCAUCAGGUCGAAAAGGGUGCUGAUGCACAUACCAACUAACAAUGUUAGGUAGUCGUCGGCAAAACCAUAAGUAGGAAAACCGCUAUUAUUGAGUUGCCUCAAUAGCGUAUCUGCUACGAGAUUCCACAAAAGCGGUGAUAAGACUCCCCCUUGGGGGCAUCCACAAACACUCAAUUUCCUAAUCCCUGCUAGACGCAAUGUCGAGAAGAGAUAUCGGUUUUUGAGCAUUUGGUGAAUCCAAUUGGAAAUCAUUGGAGAUAUACCAUGACUCCGUGCGGCUUCCAAUAUGGCAUCGAAAGGCACGUUGUCAAAGGCACCCUCGAUAUCUAAGAAAACACCCAAACAAGAUUGCUUUUGAGCGAAUGCUUUCUCGAUAUCGUAAACAACCUUGUGUAAAAGAGUCACAGUGGACUUACCAGAUUGGUAGGCAUGUUGGUUCACAUGAAGAGGCACGUUGGCCAGAUGAACAUCACGGAUAUGAUGAUCCACAAUGCGUUCUAAGCAUUUCAGAAGAAAAGAGGUCAAACUGAUAGGUCUGAAACUCUUUGCUUCUUCAUACGACGCACGACCCACUUUCGGAAUAAACUUUACAGUAAUAUCCCUCCAGGAUUUGGGAAUAUACCCUGUAGCAAAACUGCAAACAAGUAGUUUUUUCAAAACAUGUUUGAAAUAAUCAAAUCCCUUCUGAAGCAAAAUAGGAUAAAUCCCAUCUGCCCCAGGAGAUUUGAAAGGAGCAAAGCUAUUAAGAGCCCACUCAAUCGAUUCUAUAGUUACAAUAUUCCGAGCCGAAGCUAAAGAAUCAUAACUACAAGAAAAGACAUCAGGAUCAUCCGAAGAUGUAAUAUCCACACAUCCAGGGAAGUGUGUGCUGAAUAAGCAUUCCAGAACUUCCUCAUCAGAGGAAGUCAGAUCGCCAUUUGGCAAACGAAGUUCGUUCACCCGGAAAUCCUUAGAUUUCGCAAGGAUUUUGUUUAACCGGCUGACUUCACUCAAGCUGGAAACAUUUGUACAAAGGUUUUUCCAGCCGGAUCGUUCAGCAGACCGGAGAGCUUUCCUGUAGGCCUUGCGAGCCGACCUGAAAGCCUCCGAACCAGCCAAACGUCGUCUGUUCCAACUCUUUCUACAUUGUUUCCUGAGUUUCGCCAGAUCAGAGUUCCACCAAGGGGUUCCUCUUGUGAUCUUCACAGACCGUAGAGGGCAUGCUUCUUCAAAAGCUUCCAUGAUGAAGGUCGUUGUAGUAUCAACGGCAUCAUCUAAAUCACUUGGAGUGUCAAUGGAUGGUGAAUAUCCAUGAAAUUUGGCUGCAACCAAAUCAGUAUAAAGAUCCCAGUUUGUUGACCGAGGAUUCCUGAAACGCAAUGUUUGCGAAGUAACAUUUAAAUGUUCAAAAAAGAUAUAGCGAUGGUCAGAUAAAGAUUCUUCAUCUGACACAUGCCAAUUGGUCAGCUCGUGACUAAUUCUGCUAGAGCAAAGCGUUAUAUCUAACACUUCCUCUCUAGCAGAUACCAUGAAGGUUGGGCGGUUGCCUAUGUUAAGUAAUGCAAGAUCUGUACUACUCAAGUACUCCAUCAAACUGAAGCCUCUCAAGUUAAUGUCUGAGCUGCCCCAGAUGAUAUGGUGAGCAUUAGCAUCACUGCCAACAAUUAGCGGAAGGCCUUUUGAAGUGCAGUAUGCGAUGACUUGUUUGAAAGCAUCCGUAGGGGAUGGUUCAUCAUGUGGUAAAUACACAGAACAAUAGACGUAUUUCCUGUUGAGGUUUCCAACAGAUACAUCAAUUGUGAUAGCACAUACAUCUCUGGUGGUUAGUUCAGAGAUGAGUGUAGCAACGAUUGCGUUGUUGACAAGCACACAGGCUCGAGGCAUGACACGCGAGUUUGCCAUUUCAUGUUUACUGAAAGUGGCAAACACCGGGUUCACAAGGUUUCCUAGAUAGAAAUUUCCCUUACGAAAGUAAGGUUCUUGUACCAAGGCCACUUGGGCUGUACCAUUUUGCAUAAGUCUGCAAAGAUUGAUUGUUGCUGUUCUUUUAUGCUGAAGAUUGAUCUGAGCUAUCCUAACCGUAGCCACUACCCAAACUAGGUAAGAUUAAACUCUUCGCAACAGCAGCACAACAAAGAACAGCAACAAUAAAACCAAAUCGGUAUCGAUUGGAAAACGCCAAAGGCGAGGAUACACAGAAUACACUGUGUAAAUCGCAUAAUGCGAAACCAUAUAGGUGAAAAUUUAAACUAAUUAACAACAUCUUCAUAAUCCCGCCCUUAUUUAGCCUCAAGUGAGACUAAAGAAGGGCAGCUGAUUGUCUCGGAGAAACACAAGGUCCACUGCACCAUUGCUCCGGUUAGCGCAGUAAGGGCUACAUACUGUGGAGGGCGCCCUGGUACUCCACAGGCUCCGUUAGCGGUUAGGUUUUUAUUAGACCCCCCUAGCCAUUCAUUCCUAGGCACGGUAAGCAUAAAGCCGCAUCACACCAUGAAUUAGGGGUCACCUGUUGGUGGAAUCUUACCACCGGAACAGGCGGUCCGUAGUGUUAUUCUUAGCCAAUUGAGACAAUCGCUACCGACACUACACAGCUAUCUAGGCUGAUCGAGAAAAGAAGUUAAUAUUGAUGAUCAACUUCAUACGGAUUCGAACAGCCGAUAAGUUUAUCCUCUGUAAUGCUCAAAAUUAUGGAAAAGGUACUAUGCGAGUACAUAAAUCACAAAUUUAUGAAAGCAAUGCCUUUGUCAAAAAACCAAUUCGCUUAUCAAAGUGGAAAAUCUACGAUCUCGGCACUACGUACGGUAGUUCAAAAGAUCGAAAAAACAUUCAAUGCAAGAGAAAUUGCUCUUGUAGCAUUUCUUGAUAUUGAGGGCGCAUUCGAUAACGCUUCUUAUUCGUCUAUAGGGUCAGCAAUGUUGAGGAGAAAAUUCGACCCAUGCAUUGUUACCUGGGUACAUGCUAUGCUAGCUAAUCGAAAAAUCUCCUCUGAGCUUAGCGGUUCAUACAUUACUGUUAAAGCAACAAGGGGAUGUCCGCAAGGCGGAGUGCUUUCUCCUUUGUUGUGGUCACUGGUGGUGGAUGAGCUUCUAGACAGCUUAGAGAGAAGAGGCUUCGAAGUGGUUGGAUAUGCUGAUGACGUUGUCAUUAUUGUACGAGGCAAAUUCGAAAGUGUUAUCGUGGAAAGAAUGCAAUCUGCCCUAAAUCACACUUUUUCCUGGUGUCAUAAGGAACAACUAUACAUAAAUCCUACAAAAACUUCCAUUAUCCCUUUCACCAAACGGAGGAAGGUCCAACUGAAACCCCUUUUCUUGAAUCAUACACAACUAGUUUAUUCAAGCGAAUUAAAAUAUCUAGGUGUCAUACUCGACGCAAAACUGAAUUGGAACUCUCAUCUCCAAUCAGUUGUGCAGAAAGGUCUCAAUACACUUUGGGUUUGUUCAAAAACCCUGGGUAAAAGAUGGGGCCUAAAACCAAGUAUGAUCAUGUGGAUAUAUAAAACCAUUGUUCGUCCCAGGACUACUUACGCUUCCCUUGUCUGGUGGCCUAAAACUAAUGAGGCUGCUGCAAGGGCGAAGCUCAACAAAAUCCAACGCACCGCUUGCAUAGCGAUCACUGGUGCAGUUCGUAGUACACCCACUUUGGCCCUAAACGCAAUGCUUCACCUGCCCCGGUUAGAGCAAUUCAUAAAGCUGGAAGCGGAAAAAAGUGCUCUAAGGUUAAAGAGAACAAAAACGCUGCUGUCGGGAGACCUUACGGGUCACCUCAGCAUAUUAAAUGAAUUUGCCAUAAAUCCCGCAAUAGGAAUUUGUAGUGACUGGAUGGAAACGGUAGUCAAUUAUGACUUACCUUACGAUGUGCUCAUUCCUUCCCGCCAGGAGUGGGAAGGAGGUGGACCCAGCGUUCCAACUGGCUGUAUAAAUUUCUUCACAGAUGGUUCGAAAAUGAAUAAUCUGACAGGCUCCGGAAUCUACGGCCCUAGAACAAAAAUCUCUGUCCACUUAGGACAGUGGCCCACAGUAUUUCAGGCGGAAAUAUAUGCAAUAUUAGAAUGCGUGUUAUUAUACCUGAGGAGAAAGUAUAGGUUUGCAAAAAUAUGUAUUUUCUCUGACAGCCAAGCGGCACUUAAGUCGCUUAAUAACUACACUUGUAACUCAAAGCUAGUGUGGGAAUGCAUUCUGGCUUUGAAAAACUUAUCCAUACGCAAUCGAGUCUACCUAUAUUGGAUCCCAGGACAUACGGGUCUAGAGGGAAACGAGAUUGCUGAUGAGCUAGCCAGAAAUGGAUCUAAUGAAAGGUUCAUUGGCCCUGAGCCCUUCUGCGGGAUCUCAGACUGCUCUGUAAAAAUGGAACUGAACAAAUAUAUGGUCAGUCAAAUCACAUCAAACUGGAAUGCACUUCCCCAUACGAGCCAAUCUAAAAGGCUCGUAACGAUAAACCCCAAGAAAACCCAACAACUAUUAGGUCUCAACAAAAGGGAUCUCAACAUCUACACCGGUCUAAUAACUGGACACUGCCCCUGCAGAUACCAUCUACAAAAGAUCGGAGCAAUCCAAACCUCAAAUUGCCGCUUCUGUGACGAGGAGAGGGAAACAUCAGAACACAUCCUCUGCUAUUGCAGUGCACUCACUCAACGUAGGUUCAAAGUUCUCAGCAAGCCCUUUUUAGGGCCUGCUGACAUAUGGAUCUUAUCUCCCAAGGACGUGGUUGGCUUCAUAAAGCUAGUCUCGCCAGAAUGGGGGAGUCACAUACUGUAACUCAGGAUCUCUAUUCAUCAAUAAUAGAUGGUCUUGAGUUCAGUCGAUACCAAGGUAUCUCAGUGACAAAUAUGUUACUGAGAUAACUUGCGUACCUCACAGCAAAAGGGUAUAUCACAAUAGUUCUAAAAUCUGGACGCAGUGAUUUUCACCCGACAAACGAGAGA
Aedes albopictus (Asian tiger mosquito) is the source of this 10590-nucleotide messenger RNA. RefSeq lists its product as uncharacterized. The record is from RefSeq and is a predicted model, not a curated record. Bases 842 to 1849 code for a protein of 335 amino acids. The transcript is spliced from 2 exons. NCBI's taxonomy places the organism in Eukaryota, Metazoa, Arthropoda, Insecta, Diptera, Culicidae.